Molecule: messenger RNA, 2620 nt
Organism: Chiloscyllium plagiosum (whitespotted bambooshark)
Lineage: Eukaryota; Metazoa; Chordata; Chondrichthyes; Orectolobiformes; Hemiscylliidae
Source: RefSeq, a predicted model, not a curated record
UCUUUCUCUGUGACGGUAGCUUCCUGGGGAGGUUAUGAUGGCGGGCUGUGACUCCAUCAGUAGCCCAGUGGUGCGACAGAUUGACAAGCAGUUUCUGGUCUGCAGUAUUUGUCUUGAUCGAUACAACAACCCCAAGGUGUUGCCAUGUUUGCACACAUUCUGUGAGAGGUGCCUGCAGAAUUACAUCCCACCCCAGAGUCUGACCCUGUCAUGCCCUGUCUGUCGUCAGACCUCGAUCCUCCCUGAGAAAGGAGUGUCCGCUUUGCAGAAUAAUUUCUUCAUCACCAACCUGAUGGAGGUGCUGCAGGGCAAUGCAGCCUGUAGCCAGGAACAAGCCUCUCUGAAGGAGACAGUCAGUGCAGUGUCCGGACACUCCCUGUCAUGUCCCAACCAUGAAGGCAAGGUUCUUGAGAAACAGUUGGAGUACCUGCUGCAGGGUCGGGAGAAAAUCCGGAGCAGCUCAGAAUUCACGGAGCAGGCCUUGAGUCACGGCACAGAGACAGAGGUGCUCCUGGUGAAAAAGCAGAUGACGGAAACGUUGAGUGAGCUCGCUGCACAAGACUUUCCUCUCCAACCUCAGGAAAAUGAGCACCUAGACCUGAGGGUGGAGACUGAUGGGGUGAGGAAAUCCAUCCAGAAUCUUGGAGUCCUGGUUACCACCAAUGCUGUGGCACAGCAGACUGUAGCCACCGGAGAGGGCCUUCGGCAUGCUGUGGUUGGCCAGCAGACCACAGUUACUAUAACAACCAAGGAUAAAGACGGAGAGCUUGUGAAGAGCGGUAACGCGAUCCUGCAGGCAGAGAUCAUUGCUCCUGACGGCAGCUCCACUCAGGGCGAGAUCGUGGACAAUAGGAACGGCACGUAUGAGCUCCUUUACACACUGAAGAUGGAGGGCGACUUCACACUGUCUGUGACUCUGUAUAAUCAGCCUGUCAAAGGGAGUCCUUACCGAGUCCGAGCUACCAAACCCUCUGACUCCUCACAUUCUCCUGAGGACGUCAAGCGCAGGGUCAAAUCUCCAAGUGGUGGCCACAUCCGUCAGAAAGCUGUCCGCCGUCCGGCCAGUAUGUACGGCACUGGCAAAAAAAAGGACAAUCCCAUUGAAGAUGAGCUGAUUAUCCGUGUGGGGACCAGAGGGCGAGAGAAAGGGGAAUUCACCAACCUUCAAGGAAUCUCUGCUUCGGGAAAUAAUCGUAUCGUGGUGGCUGACAGCAAUAACCAGUGUAUCCAGGUCUUCUCCAAUGACGGACAGUUCAAGCUACGAUUUGGGGUCCGAGGACGGUCUCCAGGCCAACUGCAACGGCCAACCGGAGUGACCAUCGACCCCAAUGGGGACAUCAUCGUGGCUGAUUACGACAACCGCUGGGUCAGCACCUUCACCCCUGAUGGCAAGUUCAAGGGUAAGAUUGGAGCUGGGAAGCUGUUGGGACCAAAGGGAGUUGCUAUCGAUCACAAUGGUCACCUGAUCGUGGUGGAUAACAAGGCUUGCUGUGUCUUCAUUUUUCAGUGCAAUGGGAAGCUGGUGUCUCGGUUCGGGGUGCGUGGCACUGCAGACAGACAGUUUGCAGGCCCUCACUUUGUCGCCGUGAACAACAGACAUGAGAUCCUGGUGACCGAUUUCCACAACCACUCAGUGAAGGUUUAUAAUUCUGACGGUGAAUUCCUCUUCAAGUUUGGAUCACAUGGAGAGGGGAAUGGACAGUUUAAUGCUCCCACCGGGGUGGCUGUUGAUAGCAAUGGGAACAUCAUCGUCGCUGACUGGGGAAACAGCCGAAUACAGGUGUUUGACAGCUCCGGGUCCUUCUUGUCUUAUAUUAACACCUCUGCUGACCCUCUGUACGGACCACAGGGUCUGGCACUGACCUCAGAUGGACAUGUGGCUGUUGCAGACUCGGGGAAUCACUGCUUCAAGAUUUACCGAUACUUGCAGUGAAUCAAACUUCCAGAACUCUGUCGGAGGCCUAAACCUGAGGCCCAGUUUAACUGCUGUGCAUUUUGUCCAUCGUAGGACAAGUGAUGCUUUUGGGUUUUGUGUUUUUGUUGUAAAUGCAGAAAGCAGCAAUGUUUGAGCAAGGCCCAAGGUCAGAGUUCACCAAUGGGCAUACCCAUUGCCUAGACACAAAAUGAACACUUGACUCCAACACUAGCCCAAAGGGAUUUGUCCAGAAAGUCUUGCCCAUUUUCAUGGAUACUCCUCAAGACAAGCUUCCCAACUAAGGAGAAGGAAUGGGCCCUUUAUGGCAUAUGGAGCUCUCACAAGGCAGACCCUCCAAUGCACAGGCUCACCUCCCCAACACUGAAUCAAUUAAAGUCAGUGUGUGUAUGGGACCCUGUACAGUGAGAGUGUGUGUGUAUGUGUGUGUGUGAGAGAGAGACCCUAUACCCUACUUAGAUGUAAGGCCCAUACCCCAGAGAAUGUAUAUGUGAGGGAUCAGUUGCUGCAUAUCCUGAGAUAGAUUCUGUGCAAUUGAAAUUGCUAAUCGCUGUGAUCAGUGUUUUGCUGAUGGUUUGUGCCUGGAAUCAAGAGCAUUAAUGCGUCAGUUUCCAUGGAUCAUGUUGGGGGGAGAUGUAAAUAAUAGGAAAUUAACAACUACAAAGACAAUCGACAUUCUGAUUUCCA